Molecule: messenger RNA, 330 nt
Organism: Suillus plorans
Lineage: Eukaryota; Fungi; Basidiomycota; Agaricomycetes; Boletales; Suillaceae
Product: beta subunit of NADP transhydrogenase
Exons: 2
Biological process (GO): NADPH regeneration
Cellular component (GO): mitochondrial inner membrane
Molecular function (GO): NAD binding; NADP binding
Source: RefSeq, a predicted model, not a curated record
GUUCUGUCUGAUGGCAUUGGCACUGUUGCACCGAGUGAGGUCACUGAAAUUGAGGGCACUGUCACAAAGACGAACAUCAAGGACAUGGUGGAGGCUCUUGCCAAUUGCGAAAAUGUGAUCUUGGUCGUUGGGUACGGCAUGGCUGUCACUGAGGCUCAAUAUUCUAUAGCAGAAAUAUGUGCUAUGUUGAGAGCGAAGGUUAUCAAAGUGCGCUUCACUAUUCACCCUGUAGCUGGUCGCAUGCCUGGCCAGUGCAACGUCCUGCUUGCCGAGGCCUCCAUGCCCUAUGACAUCGUCUUGGAGAUGGACGAGAUCAACGAUGAUUGGCAG